GCUCCCCGGAGCCGCCGCCGCCCCUCCCGGUCGGCCUCGGGCGCCCUCCAGCAGCCCGGCUCGCGCUCGCGGCAGGUCCUCCCGCCGUCCGCCCGCCCGCCACAGCCUUGAACAUGGCUGCGCGCCCCGCCGCCACCCUCGCCUGGUCGCUGCUGCUCCUCUCCUCGGCUCUGUUCCGCGGCGGCUGCCGGGCGCGCUUUGCCGCCGAGCCGGACUCGGAGGACGACGAAGAGGAGGCGGUGGUUUUCCCCGAGUCGCCCCUGCAGAGACCCACGGUGCUCGUGGUCGUCCUCGCCCGCAACGCUGCGCACACGCUGCCGCACUUCCUCGGCUGCCUGGAGCGGCUGGACUACCCCAAGAGCAGGAUGGCCAUCUGGGCAGCCACCGAUCACAAUGUGGAUAAUACAACAGAAAUACUCAGGGAGUGGUUGAAAAAUGUACAGAGAGCCUAUCACUAUGUGGAGUGGAGGCCUAUGGACGAACCUGAAUCUUAUCCUGAUGAAAUUGGACCAAAGCACUGGCCCAGCUCUCGUUUUGCCCACGUGAUGAAACUACGACAGGCAGCCCUUCGAACUGCGAGGGAAAAAUGGUCAGACUACAUUCUGUUCAUAGAUGUUGACAACUUCCUGACUAAUCCACAGACCCUCAAUCUAAUGAUUGCAGAAAACAAGACCAUUGUGGCCCCAAUGCUGGAGUCUCGAGGCCUGUACUCUAAUUUCUGGUGCGGAAUUACACCUCAGGGCUUCUAUAAACGGACUCCAGACUACCUUCAGAUUAGAGAAUGGAAGAGGAUAGGCUGCUUUCCUGUCCCCAUGGUCCACUCCACAUUCCUAAUUGACCUCAGGAAGGAAGCCUCUGACAAGCUGACGUUCUACCCCCCGCACCAGGACUACACCUGGACCUUUGAUGACAUCAUUGUCUUUGCCUUCUCCAGCAGGCAAGCAGGCAUCCAGAUGUACCUCUGCAACAGAGAACACUAUGGCUACCUGCCCAUCCCCUUGAAGCCCCAGCAGACCCUGGAGGAGGACAUCGAGAACCUCAUCCAUGUGCAGAUAGAAGCAAUGAUUGACGGUCCUCCAAUGGAACCUUCCCAGUUUGUCUCAGUUGUCCCUAAAUAUCCAGACAAGAUGGGAUUUGAUGAGAUUUUCAUGAUAAACCUCAAGCGCAGAAAGGACAGACGGGACCGGAUGUUACGCACCCUGUACGAGCAGGAGAUUGAGGUCAAGAUUGUCGAGGCUGUGGAUGGAAAGGCACUCAACACAAGCCAGCUGAAGGCCCUGAAUAUUGAAAUGCUGCCUGGGUAUCGAGAUCCCUACUCCUCCAGGCCUCUAACCAGAGGCGAAAUCGGCUGCUUUCUUAGUCACCACUCUGUCUGGAAAGAGGUAAUUGACCGAGAGCUGGAGAAGACUCUUGUUAUUGAGGAUGAUGUGCGUUUUGAACAUCAGUUUAAGAAGAAGUUGAUGAAGCUGAUGGAUGACAUUGACCGGGCUCAGCUGGAUUGGGAACUGAUUUAUAUUGGUAGGAAGAGGAUGCAAGUAAAAGAACCAGAGAAAGCAGUGCCCAAUGUGCUAAAUCUGGUUGAAGCUGACUAUUCCUACUGGACGCUGGGCUACGUCAUCUCUCUGGAGGGAGCACAGAAGCUGGUUGGAGCCAAUCCCUUUGGGAAGAUGCUGCCAGUGGACGAGUUUCUGCCCAUCAUGUACAACAAACAUCCUGUAGCUGAGUACAAGGAACAUUACGAAUCCAGGGACUUGAAAGCCUUCUCUGCAGAACCCUUGCUUAUCUACCCCACACACUACACAGGCCAGCCCGGGUAUCUGAGUGACACGGAGACCUCGACCAUCUGGGACAAUGAGACAGUGGCCACUGACUGGGACAGGACACAUUCCUGGAAGUCCCGGAAGCAAGGUCGCAUCCACCGCAAUGCCAAGAACACAGAAGCUCUGCCGCCGCCAACCUCCCUAGACGCCGUGCCUUCGAGGGAUGAGCUAUGAAGGCUUGACAGGGGGUCAUCACCCUUUGGUUUUUCUAAUGGGCUAUUCAUCUGUUUGUUCUGGUUUAUUUUUGUGGUCACAGUCAUCCAACCAAAGUGGUCUAAUGCGAUUGAUCAAAGUUAAUAUAUUCUUGAGAGGGGAGGAGAAUAGGGAAACUAAACCCACAUUUUCUGGGAUGGCUAGAAGAUAGGCUUUAUGGCAACCAUUAUGAUAAACUCCAAUCCAGACACCUAGUCCUUCAUCUCAUUACUCGGAUGAUACUAGUUCCCACAUGAAGGUUGAAUAAUAUGGUUCAGAGUCUCGUCUAAGAGAUAGGUGAUCAGCAUGCUGUCACAUCAAUAAAUGCGUCGGCAAGACAGCCAUGCCAGCUGACCACAUCUAUUGGUCUAGUGGGCCUAUUUUAUGUCAUAGAUGUGACCUUGAAAACUUAUGUAUCUACAAGUUUGGGAGAAAAUCAAAUCAUUUAAAAUCAAACUACUUGGGCUUUUUAUUUAAAGGCCUUCUGUCAUGAGCCUUGUUGCAAAGUGAGCUUUUCAUCUUUGUCCUCGUUAUCCAAGAGGGAUCGGUGUUUGGGUCUGUCUGAGACUUGGCCUUUGACUAUCGUGGCAAGAAGCUCUCAUAAAGAGGCGUCCAGUUUGCCACGUGGAUAUAGUUUGCUAGCUAUUUGAGGGUUUGUAUAGAUAUUUGAGGAAAAAAGAACUCAAACUUUGGCCUUUUUUUAUUGUGAUCACUUGAGUUAGGAUGCUCUAUUUAUGAAGAUAAAUUUAAUAUAUAAGGGGUUAGGGCUGGUGUGUAAUUGGUGUCCUGGGGGUUCGCUGCCUCUGCAGGACGUCAGACUCUCCCUCAACCCCAAGCCUGGGGAUGAAGUGCAGGUGUGAGUUUUAUGAGUCACUGUUAAGAGGCAGAGCACUUUUUCAGGCCAGCAACUAUACUUGCCUGGGUUUUUCAUUCUAUUUUGAAUUAUUUAUUUUACAAAAUGUGGGGGAAACGUCUGUAGGAUAAGGCAGAGACACAGAUGUUUCAAGCCUUCGUUGCACCCUGAGGAGUGGUCAGUGUAGACACAGGUUCAACAAUCCAGUUCUCCUGCAUUUCCCAGCCUGACUUUUGCAGGGAGGCCUGUUGAGUGGGAGAUUCUAACCAUCUGGAAACAAGUGACUCUCCAUUUCAGGUGAGAGACCUUGGUCAGAAAUAGUUGACUGAUCAACUGAUUUAGGCCAAUAACCAGGGAAGCUCUUGGAAUCAGGAUCCUGGGCCGACAACCUCUCUGCUUUCUUCCCAGAUUGAUUUUAUGUGAAAUGCAGAGUUGGACGACAUCAUCUCUUCCAACUCCACAAUCUGUGAUCCUUGGAUAUCUCAUGAUGGUUUGCUUCAGGUUUAUGUUCUCGUGCCCGCAAGCAGUAAUACUUUGCCUCCAGAAAUACCCCAUCCAGCAUCCUGUCCACACACACUCCUUCCUCGAUGUCCUCGAUGUCAGGCUCUGUAGACCCAACAACCUGAGCUUCACGCUUUGGAGCAGAGCCCAUGGGCGGGUUUGCUCACCGGUGAGGGCCCCAGGCUGUAGAACAAGGCAGCUUGCCUUCCACAGAACACCAGCCUCAGCCUCCCUUAUUGACUUAUUGUUAGUAUUCUUCUACCUUGACUUAUAAGCUAGGAGACUGAGGAAAGGGAUCUCAGCCAACUCCAAUUUUUAUUGCUUAGACAUAGCUGUCAGAGCUUGACUCUUUUUUUUUCUAGAAAACCAGAAAGAGCAUCCAGGAGCUAGUGAAAAACCCUUAGGUGAUCCCUAAGGUUUCCUUGGAUAUUUUGUGUCUCGUUCGCAUAUUUAAGUGUGUGCAAGUGUGUGUGACUUUCAUGAUUUUUUUUUUAAUAGGGUGGGAGGUGACUGGGGUACUGGGAGUAAAGGAAGACUGAGUUGAUUUUUGUGUGGUUUUCUUUAAAAGAGAACAUUUUGUUUCCUUUUUCCCUGUCAGCUGGCCUGGUGGGGUUAUGAAUUCUCAUUCUUAAAAGACAUUGUUCUUAAAUUCUAGAAUUUUAGGUUAGGACUGUUCUACUGUGAAUAAAGUUCUGGCUCUGUUAGCCCAGCCAUUGCUUCUCCCGGCUGAGGUCUAGAAUCCUAAGCAGUGUUCUUUUGUUGUGAACAUUGUGAACUGUGGACCUAGCAUUUCUUUAAAAAGUCAUCUCUUCAGCAAUCCAAGGCUUCCUUACUUCGUUAUUCUUCCUGGCUCCCCUCUGGUCUUCAGUCAAGACGUUUGACCUUUGCAGUGUCAGAGGCCUUUGCCUCUGACCAUGGCACGUGCUCUCUGCCUCUGGAAGUUAAACCUUGUCUGGAUUCCCCAUCUGGAUCCGUGUCUGGAUCUUGGGAUCCAAGGUGGGAUCUUCUAGACAGACGACCCCAACUUCAGCAGUGCUGGUGCUGCUGAGUGUGGACUGAGCAUCUACAAUUUGCAGAGGACACACUGCCCAAGGCUUGCUUUAGGUUCACUGGGGCCUGAUGCAGGAACUCUGGAAAACAAUAAAGAGCCAGCAUCCCAGCACCCUACACUGUCUGUCAUGCUGUGUCCUUUCAGGGUGGGGAAGUGAUAAACUACUUGCCUUCUAGAGCUCUUUGUGAAAAAUUAAAAAAAAUUAGCUCAGUGCUAUGAUUGUUCAUUGGUUCUUCCAACACCGAUGAGUUGCCAGGGCUGCUGGAAUUUCCAGAUCUGCACUGGACCAAGGAUGUUGGAGGCCAGAGGUAACCAUCACUGCUGCGUGAUCCCCAUGGCAAACGAGAGGGUGGUCGCUGACCCUCCUGUCCAGUGGGGGUUAUUGUAGACUGCUGGGUGGAGGUGGGUAAGCUGAGAAGGAUUCUAGGCUACAGAAAGACGGGAGUCCCCAGUGGAUGGGUGGU
This is a messenger RNA of Diceros bicornis minor, 4881 nucleotides long. RefSeq names its product collagen beta(1-O)galactosyltransferase 2 (gene COLGALT2). The transcript has 12 exons. Gene Ontology annotation, molecular function: procollagen galactosyltransferase activity. NCBI's taxonomy places the organism in Eukaryota, Metazoa, Chordata, Mammalia, Perissodactyla, Rhinocerotidae. Bases 114 to 1994 code for a protein of 626 amino acids. The record is from RefSeq and is a predicted model, not a curated record.